GUGACCAUAGCCACCACAUUGCUUCCCUCUUCUCAGACACAGUUGCUCCGAAGCAGGAACCGGUUGGUUUGUGCUAUCCGCGCAAAGAAAUCCUAAAGAAAUGAGAGGGCAACAACAAAUCGGAGUAGUUUGAAAAUCUGCUUCCCAAACUGGGGUUUUUGCUUAGCAUUUUUGCAGCUUUCAGGCUCAUCUUCCUCCGCGUCGUCCUGUUGCUCCGCAAGCUCUCAUUGUAGGAGGAGGACUGGUCUCCCUUUUGUGUUGCUCUGCGGCUGUUUAUUCAACUUCUGCCUCCCUAAUUCGGCAUAGAGGAGGUGGUUUAUUUCAGCUUUUCAUUGUGUCGCCCUAAACGGAAUGAAUGACAAAAACAAAGGAGGUUGAUGUCCAUAACUGUCCGACUCACCUCUCCUUCGCCUCGCCAAAGGAACGGAGACUUCAUCUCCGGCAGAAGAUGGAAAGCGGAGGCGGGACGGAGAGCUCGGACGGCGGCCAGGCGCAGCACGCGGUGCCCGGUCAGCCGCAGCAGCACCCCGGGGCUGAAACGGCGGCACAGCCCGCUCACACGGGCGGGAAGAAGAAGAUAAACCGGGCACCGUCUCCGGCGAGACCGAAGGACGUGCCCGGUUGGUCGCUCACAAAGAUCCGCGGAGGGAUCGGGAGCACGACCCUGAGCGUCAAGCCCGGAGCUAUCCAUCUGGGCAGCCGCAUUUCCAGGCGCAGCCCUGUGGGCAGCCUCGCUGGAAAGGACGGUAAAGUCGAGAGGGGCGGUGGUAAAACAGUGGGAAAAUCUUCGCUGCUGUCCAAGACUUCGGCGUCCAAAGCGGCAAAAAGCAACGGCGGCCGGAGGAAGGUGUCGGACGCCAGCACAGGUUCCGACGACCUAUCCAAAGACUCUGGGUGCGCCGCGGGGAAGCUCUCCCCGACAGACAGCAGCUCCGAGCUUUCGGACUGCGCCUCCGAGGAAAACAAACUCUCAGCGGAUGCUGGGAGCAGCGACGCCGAGUCGAGGAGCAGCCGCGGCGCAGAGGGAGAGAAGCCGCUCGGGAGCAGAGCUGGUCAGCGAGCAGCCGCCAAGAACACCUGCUCCACCGCGGAGAAAGAUGAAAAGGAUCGGUUCUCUCUGAGCGUGGAGACCGGGGAGGAUAGCAUUUCCCCGGGCGAGGAGCGGUCGGCCACCUCGUUUGACAGCAGGGUGCCUGCCAGCACAUCCCUGGCGUUCUCAGACCUCACGGAGGAGUUUACCGACGGCAUGCAUGAGGAGUACCUCAGGGAAAUAGAAGAGCUGAGAUCUGAAAAUGAUUACCUCAAAGACGAGAUGGAGGAGCUGAGGUCUGAGAUGCUGGAAAUGAGGGACAUGUACAUGGAGGACGAUGUUUACCAGCUGCAGGAACUGCGCCAACAGCUGGAGCAGGCAAACAAAACCUGCCGCAUCCUGCAGUACCGACUGAGAAAGGCAGAGCGGCGCUCUCUGCGCGUAGCCCAAACGGGCCAGGUGGAUGGAGAAUUGAUAAGGACAUUGGAGCAAGAUGUAAAAGUGGCGAAGGACGUCUCCAUCCGAAUCCAUAGCCAGCUGGACAGCGUGGAGAAGAAGAGGAGUCGGCUGGAGCAGGAGAACGAAGAGCUCCGAGUCCGGCUGCAGGACCUGGAGGUCGCCAAACAAGUCCUGCAGCAGGAGCUGGACAAGAACUCCCAGAAGAAAAGAGGAGCACGGUCCAGCAACAAACCGGACAAGAAGCCUGCUCCACAGGAAGACAAUUCAGACCUGAAGUGUCAGCUCCACUUUGCCAAAGAGGAGUCGGCCCUGAUGUGCAAGAAGCUGACCAAGUUGGUGAAGGACAGCGAGGCCAUGAAGGAGGAGCUGGCCAAGUACAGGUCUCUGUACGGAGACGUCAACAGCUCGCUCACCGUGGAGGAGGUUGCCGACUCUCCACACACUCGCGAAGCUGAGGUCAGAGUUCACCUGAAGCUAGUGGAGGAGGAGGCCAACCUGCUGAGUCGACGCAUCGUAGAGCUGGAGGUGGAGAACAGGGGACUCCGAGCCGAGAUGGACGAAAUGAAGGGCUCACAAGACGGCCACCAAGAACUUUCCAGCGUUGGUCCAGGGGCCGGGCUCGGAGGGGCCGUGGUGCUUGGCGGAGGGGCCUCGUCUGAAAACGUCAUGGAGCUCCAGAGACACCUGCAGUUUGUGGAGGAGGAGGCCGAGCUGCUGAGGAGGUCUCUGAUCGAGAUGGAGGAGCAAAACAAGCUGCUGAUGAACGAGAUCAACCGCUACAAAUCCGAACUCCCGCCCGCGACGUCCGCGCUGUCCGCCGAGUCGCUGAUGUCCCUGACGGACGGGCUGUUGAACGACAGCCACUCGGUCCAGGACGGGGCCGUGCUCAUCAGCACCGACACGCCGACCCCCGAGGAGGAACUGAGGCUGGUGAGGCUUCAGGUGGGAGAGCUGAGCGGGAAACUGAAGAAGCUGCAGUACGAGAACCGCGUGCUGCUGUCCAACCUGCAGCGCUGCGAUCUCGCCUCGUACCACGCUCCUUCCUCCUCGUCCUCCUCCUCCUCGUUGAGGCUGGCUUUGGAGACAGAUGCAGAAGCAGGAGACUCGGCUGAGUGCCUCCCUCUCAGCCCGCCUCAUCGCAAAGAGCCAGUGGGUGGUGAGAACGACGCCAAGGAGAUGGACGAACAGAAAAAGAAGAUCGAGGACAACGCUGAGGCAACGACUCCGCUCCCUGGGUGCCUGGGGCAGAAGGACCGUGAUGCCUUGUUGGCCAUGAGGGACCAGGCUCGUUUGGUUUCCACUGCCAUACAGCUGCUGACCUCCCCCGAGUCCAACUGCCUGUCCUCCUCCUCCUCUCCUUCGCUGUAUCACAAGGUCUGCAGCAAUGAGGCAGCAGAGCCGUGCGACCUGGAGAAACCUCAGCCUCACUGCCAGAUCUCGGAGCUUUCCGAUUUGGCGGACCGUCCUCUGGUUGGUGCUCUGACCAGCAGGCUUCAGGCCCUGCACACCCAGCUGCAGGCCUUUGUAGAGCAGGUGGACGGCCUGGGUAAACCUCCAUCUGGGGGCAGAGACGCUCAGGUGGAAGGGACGUCCCCUCCAGCGUCUCCCUGCGCUUCCGUCCCCUGCUCCGGAGACGGACAAGACAACAAAGUCGAGCACAAGCAGCCUGAUUAUAGGGACCAAUCAGAUCCAGACGAGAAAGAUGACACUUACCAGAGCAGCCAAUCCAUCAGCAACGACUCGCAAAAUUGGGCAGCUGGACAAACGGAGCAGGAGAAGGAGACGGAUCGUUCCACGUCUGUCCAGCUCAGUGACCUGCAGGCGCAGCUGUCCACAGAAAAGGAGUCAGCCAGAGGAACUCUGGAGGAGCUGGAGCGAGAAAGGCAGAACCACAAAGGAAUCAGCCUGAGACUCUCACAGCUCCAGGAGGAGCACCAGAAGGCCCUGCUCCGACGGGACUUCCAGCUUCAGAGCCUGGGCCUGCAGGCUCGACUUCAGCAGAAGCUGUGGGGUCAGGAGAGGACUCUGCUCGUUCAAGAGUCCCAGCACCUGAAACAGGCUCUGUUGCUGCUGAGUCUGAAACUGCGCUGCUUCCUCAAGCAGUGGAGGCUGGGCUGCAAGAAGGAUGCAGAGGGGAAAGAUGUUUUGGAGAUGAACAGCCUGAAGGAUUUGUACCUGCUGCUGGAGGAGGAGGAGAGUCAGGCGGACAAGAGAGCCUCUGCAGACGAACAGCCUCUCAGCCCGACCAUAAAGUCUAGUGCUGUGAGCAGCACUUUGGCAGACCUAAAGGUUGCUCUGCAGGACCUGAGUGCAGAGUUGAGACAAGAGAGACAAGGCUCCCAGGAACUUACUCAGCAGUUCGCAAAGGCCAAAGCAUCAUGGGAGGUGGAGAGAACCGAACUAAAGAGCCUCAUCACGCAGCUUGAGACCAAACUCGGGAAAACCACAGCAGCACUUUCCUCCACUGAAACACUGGACCCUCUUGACCUGAAGGUGGCUCUUAAAAAGGAGCGUGAGGAGCACCAGCACCUCCUCGCCGAGUCGUAUGCCGCCGUGAUGGACUUAACCAAACAGCUUCAGAUCGGAGAGAGGAACUGGAGCAGAGAGAAGCUGGAGCUGCUGGAGAGGUUCAGCCAGGAGAGAACUCAGUGGGAACAGAGGCUGAGAGACGCUGCCACACAACAGGACAAGGUGCGAAGGUCGAAGCCUCCAGGUGACGAAUCCACUGUGGACACGGCGGGUGUUGUUAACGGAUCAGCAUCGCCGAGGAUCAAAUCUACACUGGAGGACUCAGAGGGUAGCAGAUCUUCCUGUGCAAAGGACAAAGCACAUUUUGGUUCAAUGCCACUUUUUACUGGAGCCGAGUUUGGGGAUGUAACCGUGAAGAACUGGACCAGCAUAACCAACGAGACCCCAGAGAUGGCUGACACUUGUAAAACCUGGGAUGGUCCAAGUGGUUCUUCUAGCAGCUCCGCAGCCUCUCAGAUGGACUUGGACUUUGUGCAGAGGAGCUGCACUGCUCCGGACCGGACCGGCAUCCGUAUUUACUACAGCCCUCCUGCUGUGAGGCGUAUGGAGCACCGGAGAAGGUACCAGGAGCCUCUGGAUUCUGAUGAAUACAGCGUCGGGGGUUCAUCUCUGAAGCAGAAUGACACGGACGGUGGCGUGGCCUCACUGGACGCUCUCGAUGCUCAGCGCCAACAACCCGCCUCAUCGUUCACCUCUUCUUAUGAGCAGUGGCUCAGCUCGCUGUCCAAGCAGCACCGGGAGCUGCUGGAGAGCAGAGGCAGCAGCAUUUCCACGUCGAUGCCGAGCGUUUUCAGCAGCAGUGUCAGCGGCGGGGCGGCUAACAGGGUGGUGGACGGGAUGACGUCCAGUUCUCCCUUCCACGACCUGGAGAUCGGAGACAUUUCUGCCAACUUGAGUGACGACAUGAAGGAGAUGACUAACUGUGUCCGGCAAGCUAUUCGCUCUUCUUCUCUGGAGAGGAAAUCCAGCAAGGAGCCUGGGAGUCAGCCCGUUGGAGUGUCCAACAAGUCCACCCAGACUGCAGCUCAGGGUGUCAGCAUCGGACUGCAGACAGAGACCAGCAGGGCAACGGGGUUGCACUCCAAAUCCUGGUCACCUCGGCCAACACCAGCAACCACUUCCUCGCUGGCAUCCGCCCGAACUCGGCAGAUUUCUACAUCUCUGGAUAAAGUGCACAGCCGCAUUGAGAGGCCAUGCUGUUCGCCCAAGUAUGGGUCGCCUAAGCUACAGCGGAGAGUAUCUUCUGGUUCCACUUCCAGACUGGAUGGCGCUUCCUCCAGCAGGGACCGCAGCAUGUGGAGCCUACAUCAGAGGCCCAUCGGUGGCAGUGGCGGCUCUGCUUGGGCUCGCUCCACUACGACGAGGGACAGCCCCGUCCUGAACGGCCUCACCGACGGCCUCUCCAGCCUCUUCAGCGUAGUGGAGCACUCCGGAAGCACAGAGUCGCUUUGGAGGAGUGAAAUAGGGUCAAGCCAGACGGCCAGCCCGGCUCGGCAGCCUCACGCUGCCGGAAAACCUGCUUGCGGCUCCGAUUCCAACCCUCAGCGGUAUGGAGGGCUGGUGCAGGAGUUCUUCAGGAAUGUGUGCAACAGCCGCGGCCCGGUUGGAGCCCCCCUGUCUGUGGAGAGAGUGCAGAGAGACUCCCUCGCUGUCCUCGGAGGCGUGGGGGUCUUGGGUGGCUUGAGCAGCGUGGACGAACCCACACUCGGAGGGGCUGCUGCGCUGGCUGGACUGAGCGGAGGCAACGACAGCGUGACCAGGAUUGUUAAUAAGCGGUUUCUGAGGCAGACGGCUGGGGAGGAGAUGAUCAGCAUCAUGGGAGGAGGGAAGGAAGCAACGAGCAACAGCGUGGCUGCAGGACCGGGAACCGAGGAGGCACCUUGCGAUUGUGCUACUCCGUCCUCCUGCUUUGUCCGAUCGUCCAGAGCAGCCGUUCGCCACUGCAAGCACCGUCCGCAGGACUCUCCAGCUGGAGCCGAGGAGAAAGGAGACGCCUGCAACGAGUGACGAGCCUCCCAGCGAAGACGCGCACGGAGGAAAUUCACUUCUUCACAAACACGACUGCCUUGGAAACGCUUCCCCGCACCUCCCAGAGCACCAAAUGCACACAAAUACCUAGAACCUGCCACGCACACAGGCCCACUGCCAAACAUUAACACACCGCCUCAGCACACAGCGCAAACUGCCCCCUCCCCCGGACUCCCACACAAAGCUACUGCCACCUUCUCUCAAUCAGAACACCGGAGACGCCACUCCGGUUUCUAGACGUGCGACCGAUGCCAAGGACUGCGCCAGCAUCCCAAACCUACCAGCAGGACUGAAACCAGAACUGCCAUCUAACAC
Molecule: messenger RNA, 6361 nt
Organism: Poecilia latipinna (sailfin molly)
Lineage: Eukaryota; Metazoa; Chordata; Actinopteri; Cyprinodontiformes; Poeciliidae
Gene: mtcl2
Product: microtubule crosslinking factor 2
Exons: 24
Coding region: 356-6025 (1889 amino acids)
Biological process (GO): regulation of autophagy
Source: RefSeq, a predicted model, not a curated record